CUUUGCUCGCUCCGCCUUUCUGCCCCCACCCCCACCUCACGGGCAAGGGCCAUUCCCGGCCAGGAAACGCCGUGGCGCCGCGUUGGGCCUAACUCGAGUCCUCCUGCCUCCCGGGAGUGCCGAGCGCCGCAGCCCGGGCCCAGGCCCCGGCAGCGCCUGGGACAAGGUCUUCAGAGCUACUGACAUAAUUUUUUGGGACUUCAUAUUCAGAGGUCUAUAAAAAGGCACUGUUCUGGACAUUGGAACUACAACAGGGGAUAAAAGCACAAAAACCACUAUCCUCAUAGAGUUUAUAGAGAGACAAAUUAACAAGAUUCCUCAUGUCCAUAACAUGUUGGUUGAGGCUCUACAGCUCACCCCCACUCUCAGAGUGGCCAGUCUCCAUUAAUUGGACCCCGUGAUUUCCACUUUCUGCUGUGUUGGACGUCAUGAGCAUUGCAAUCCCUCUGGGAGUCACCACACCAGAUACAUCCUACUCAGAUAUGGCUGCUGGAUCAGAAAAGGAAGUGGAAGCCCCCUACCUUUCAAGACGAAGUGGCACUACACAAGGAUGUGAAAGUCCAGCGAAAGAGACCCAAGGGGCCUAGGGGGCAGCACACCCCCAGAAGCCAAGUCUAUUCCAGGCAGUACCAGGGAUUAGGGUCUGGGCUGGAAAAAUCCUGGUGUUUUGAAUAUGUUCAGGUCCAGUUCAGACUCUUGAUCCCACAGCCACUUCUAGAGUGAGGGUAUCCAGUCUUGGUAGUGAAUGGAAGAGGGCCUGGUCCCUGGGGCAGUGCAGAAGGCACUUUCAUCAUCUCACUCACUGCAAAUGUCAUGUGAGGUUUCAUGGAAGUAUUAAGAGAUCCAAUUAAGAAGAAUAGUUCUGAGUCUAAAGCAGCCCAGAGUGGCUUCUCUAGGGGAAACUCCCUGCUCAGCUGCCCUGAAUCUGUGGAGGCUAGUCCAGCAGUUAAUGAGAAGAGCGUGUAUUCCACUCAUAAUUAUGGGACCACUCAGAGGCAUGGGUGUCGAGGACUGCCUUAUGCUGAUCAUAAUUACGGAGCCCCUCCUCCUCCGACACCUCCUGCUUCUCCCCCUGUCCAGACGAUCAUCCCUCGUUCUGACCUGAAUGGCCUGCCGUCGCCCGUAGAGGAACGCUGUGGAGACAGCCCGAACUCUGAAGGAGAGACUGUUCCUACCUGGUGUCCUUGUGGUCUUUCUCAGGAUGGCUUCCUUCUCAACUGUGACAAGUGCAGGGGAAUGAGCAGGGGGAAGGUUAUUAGACUUCAUCGGCGGAAGCAGGACAACAUAUCAGGUGGGGACAGCAGUGCAACAGAAAGCUGGGAUGAGGAGCUUUCUCCUUCCACUGUGUUGUAUACAGCAACACAGCACACACCUACAAGCAUCACCUUAACUGUUAGAAGAACCAAACCCAAGAAGCGGAAAAAGAGUCCAGAAAAGGGUCGUGCAGCACCAAAGACAAAGAAAAUCAAGGCAUUUCGAGAGGGAUCCCGGAAGUCCUUGCGGAUGAAGAAUUCUCCUUCUGAAGCACAGAAUUUAGAUGAGAAUACAACUGAGGGAUGGGAAAAUCGGAUAAGACUAUGGACUGAUCAGUAUGAAGAAGCUUUGACUAAUCAGUACAGUGCAGAUGUACAGAAUGCCCUUGAACAACAUCUACAUUCUAGCAAGGAAUUUGUGGGCAAACCUGCUAUUUUAGACACUAUCAAUAAGACUGAAUUGGCCUGCAAUAAUACAGUUAUUGGUUCCCAAAUGCAGCUACAGUUGGGAAGAGUCACUCGUGUUCAAAAGCACCGGAAGAUCCUGAGGGCUGCACGAGAUUUGGCUUUGGACACUCUUAUAAUAGAGUAUCGAGGGAAAGUCAUGUUACGACAGCAAUUUGAGGUCAAUGGGCAUUUCUUCAAAAAACCAUACCCCUUUGUGCUCUUCUACUCAAAAUUCAAUGGUGUAGAGAUGUGUGUGGAUGCACGUACUUUCGGUAAUGAUGCUCGGUUCAUCAGAAGAUCAUGUACACCAAAUGCAGAGGUGCGACACAUGAUUGCAGAUGGGAUGAUUCACCUGUGUAUCUAUGCUGUGUCUGCUAUCACCAAGGAUGCUGAAGUCACCAUAGCAUUUGAUUAUGAGUACAGUAACUGUAAUUAUAAAGUAGACUGUGCAUGUCACAAGGGGAACCGGAAUUGCCCUAUACAGAAAAGGAAUCCCAAUGCUGCAGAACUGCCACUCCCACCUCCUCCAAGCCUACCCAUCGUUGGAGCAGAGACAAGACGGAGAAAAGCACGGCGGAAAGAGCUAGAGAUGGAGCAGCAGAAUGAGACUGUAGAGGAGGAUACCAACCCACAAGCAGAACAAGUUCCUGCUGAGAAAGUGACUGUAUCCAGUGACCAUGAGGAAAUAGACAAUCCAGAAGAAAAGGCAGAAGAAGAAAAAGAAGAGGUUACAGAUGACCAGGAGAACCCAGCUCAUAGCAGGAGGACCCGGGAAGAUAGGAAAGUUGAAGCCAUCAUGCAUGCUUUUGAAAACUUGGAGAAAAGAAAGAAGCGACGGGAUCAGUCCUUGGAACAAAGCAACUCUGACAUAGAGGUUACUACCAAUGCCUCAGAGACACCUGUAGGGGAAGAAACAAAAACUGAAACUCCUGAAUCUGAAGUUAGCAACUCUGCUUCAAAUGUGGCCAUCCCAAGCACCCCACAGAGUAUUGGGGUGAACACCCGAAGGUCUUCCCAAGCUGGGGAUGUUGCUAUAGAAAAGCCAGUCCCCAAACCACCUCCUGCAAAGCCUUCUAGGCCCCGACCGAAGAGUCGUAUUUCUCGGUACCGGACCAGUUCAGCCCAAAGACUAAAGCGUCAGAAGCAGGCCAUUGCACAGCAGGCAGAGUUGUCACAAGCUGCCUUGGAAGAAGGAGGAAAUAACAGUUCAGUAACUCCUACUGAAGCUGGAAGUACAGACAGUUCAGGAGAAAACAGGCAGUUAACAGGAUCUGACCCAACUAUGGCAUCAGUAACUGGAUCCCAUGUCAACCGUGCAGCGUCUAAAUACCCCAAAACCAAAAAGUAUCUAGUUACAGAAUGGUUGAAUGACAAAGCUGAGAAGCAAGAAUGCCCUGUUGAGUGCCCUUUACGUAUCACCACGGACCCAACUGUACUGGCAACGACCCUGAACAUGUUACCUGGUCUUAUCCAUUCCCCGUUAAUUUGCACCACCCCCAAACACUACAUUCGCUUUGGCUCACCCUUUAUCCCUGAGAGGCGUCGAAGGCCCCUUCUGCCUGAUGGCACAUUCAGCUCCUGUAAAAAGCGCUGGAUAAAGCAAGCCUUGGAAGAAGGGAUGACUCAAACAUCAUCUGUACCCCAAGAGACUAGAACUCAGCACCUAUACCAAAGUAAUGAGAAUAGUAACUCUUCUAGUAUCUGCAAAGACAAUGCAGAUUUGUUGAGCCCUUUAAAGAAAUGGAAGUCUCGCUAUCUGAUGGAGCAGAAUGUCACGAAGUUACUUCGGCCUCUUUCUCCAGUCACACCACCCCCUCCCAAUCCAGGCUCAAAGAGCCCCCAGCUGACCACACCUGGCCCAUCUCACCCAGAAGAAGAAUGUCGAAAUGGAUACAGCCUCAUGUUCUCACCAAUCACGUCUCUUACUACUGCUAGUCGCUGUAAUACUCCUCUGCAGUUUGAGAACAUAUCCUCCCCUGAGAGUUACCCUGCGAAUAGGCCCGAGUCCCUGUCACCCGAGCUUUGUCACCGAAAAGACCUGGACUUGACAAAAGUAGGCUACCUUGACUCCAACACUAACAGCUGUGCUGACAGACCGUCCCUCAUCAACUCAGCUCAUUCUGACCUGGCUCCUCAUCCCUCCAUUGGGCCCACCUCUGAGACUGGCUUUCCCAGCAGGAAUGGGGAUGGACAUCAGACCCUCGUGAGGAACUCGGACCAGGCAUUUCGGACAGAGUUUAACUUAAUGUAUGCCUAUUCCCCGUUGAACGCUAUGCCUCGAGCAGAUGGAUUAUAUCGAGGGUCUCCUCUAGUAGGAGAUAGGAAGCCUUUACAUUUGGACGGGGGAUAUUGUUCCCCUGCAGAAGGGUUUCCCAGCAGAUAUGAACAUGGUUUUAUGAAAGAAGUCUCUCGUGGAUCCAUGUCACCUGGUGGUGAAAGGGCUUGUGAAGGAGUCCCAUCUGCCCCCCAGAACCCACCACAGAGGAAAAAGGUAUCCCUGCUGGAGUACCGCAAACGGAAACAGGAAGCCAAGGAGAAUUCUGGUGGGAGCGGUGACUCUGCACAGAGCAAAAGCAAGUCUGCAGGAGCUGGGCAAGGCAGCAGUAACUCACUUUCUGACACUGGUGCCCACGGUGUGCAGGGAUCCUCAGCCCGAACCCCGUCUUCCCCUCACAAAAAGUUCUCCCCAUCUCAUUCCUCUCUGUCCCAUUUGGAGGCGGUAAGCCCAUCUGAUUCCAGAGGCACUUCAUCUCACUGCAGACCACAAGAGAAUAUCAGCAGUAGGUGGAUGGUUCCCACAUCAGUAGAACGACUCCGAGAAGGAGGGAGCAUCCCCAAAGUCCUCCGAAGCAGUGUGAGGGUGGCCCAAAAAGGAGAGCCUUCUCCCACAUGGGAGAGUAACAUCACAGAGAAAGACUCAGACCCUGCAGAUGGAGAAGGCCCAGAGACACUGAGCUCAGCACUCUCAAAAGGAGCGGCCGUUUACAGCCCUUCCAGAUACAGCUACCAGCUCCUGCAGUGUGAUAGUCCACGGACAGAAUCACAAAGCCUACUUCAACAAAGUUCCUCCCCCUUUCGAGGACAUCCCACCCAAUCUCCAGGAUACAGUUAUCGAACUACUGCACUGAGACCUGGAAACCCCCCCUCUCAUGGUUCUUCAGAAUCCUCCCUCUCCUCUACGUCCUAUUCCAGCCCCGCCCACCCUGUGUCCACAGACUCAUUGGCCUCAUUUACGGGGACCCCAGGGUAUUACAGCAGCCAGCCACAUUCUGGAAACAGCACGGGCAGCAGUCUUCCAAGGAGGAGCUGCCCUUCGAGUGCUGCUAGCCCUACCCCGCAGGGGCCCUCAGACUCACCGACCUCAGACUCGGUUUCCCAGUCCAGCACAGGAACUCUGAGUUCCACCUCCUUUCCUCAGAACUCUAGGUCGUCAUUGCCAUCAGACUUACGGACUAUCAGUCUGCCCAGUGCUGGGCAGUCCACUGCCUACCAGGCCUCCAGGGUAUCUGCGGUUUCCAAUUCACUGCACUACCCGCACCGUGGGAGUGGGAGUGUGCACCAGUACCGACUCCAGCCAUUGCAAGGGUCGGGAGUCAAGACUCAGACAGGACUUUCCUAGGGCUUCUGGAUUUGGGCAAACCGAACUGAAUGAGCCCAUAGCUGCUUCCUUCCAGCUGCCUCUGGAACCUAGGCCAAGCAGAUUGCUGGGGAAGGGGGUACAAGGUGCCAGAGGAUUGGGUCUGGUCGACAAGAAACAAGACUUGUGGUCACAACAGGCUCAGGCCUUGAAGAAAGAUGUAAAUCUUGUCUGAAGCAGAGACUAUAAAGAAGUUUCUCCCUGCUGUUAAGGGUACAUUGUUGACAAGCAAAUGGUGUUUCGGUUAGUAACGGUUCUAAGUGCAAUGAGUUGUGUUGAAGCCUCCGUCUCCCAUCCUUGCCUGUAGCCUGUAGUCACUUGUGCAGUGAGGACAUCUUUUUAAAUCCAAAAAAAGUUUUCUUUUCGAAGAAAAAAAAAUGUGAAAAGAGCCAAUUUCCAAACCCCAAGCCAUCUAAUAGUGUUAGGGUUUUAUGCACUUAAAAAAAAAGGUAGGUAUGUAAAUGUUCACCGGAAGACAACCAUUCCAAAAGCAGAUAUCCAGCCAAGAUGUGUCCACCAAGUAUGUUCCUACCUUUGUCUUUAAAUCACCGAGAAAUAGGCAGGGAUAGUGAAGCUUGGAAUGUGCUCUAAGGGAUGCCUGGCUCUCUGAAGAAAAGCUUGUGGUCAAUCCUUGAUUAUUCAGGAGCAGAUUAACCUAGUAGAUUGUCUGAUCCCCCAGCUGUUACCAUCCCACUCCCCUUCCCCAAGCUAUUUCACAGCUCAGUAACCCAUGAAGUAAUAGGUAAAGGAAAGAGGAAUGAUAAGUGAGGUGGGCCAAUUGCUAUUUAUCAGCUGUUGGCAAUAAAUUUACUUAGGAAGGAUCCCAGAUGGUUUGGGAAUUCUUUGAAUUUUAUUUUUUCUACUCCCAAUUAAUCAGGAGUUGACGAUCCCAUGAGUAGGACCGCCUCCGUGAUCGGGGAGCAUGCACUCGUGACUGCAGGGUAAGAGUGGAAAGAUGUGUGGAGUGGUGCCGACAGGACUGUGAUUGUGUGUGGGCAUGUUCCACAUUUCUUUGGGGGAUGCUUAUUUGAGAGUGGCCUGGGUGAGACAGUUAGAAAGCCACCCACGCACCUAACACUGUUCUGGAUGAGAGACAAGAGCAGACUGGCUUCUCCCCAUCAGUGCAUUGUGCCUGCUGUACACCCCUGGAGGAGCCCUGGAGCCAGCCCAGGUGGGGUACACAAUCUUUUUAAAUUCCAUACGGUUGCCAGCUUAUUUCUUUCACUUGUUUACUGUAAUAUCCGGCGUGUUUUUAUUUAUCUAAUUUUGUAUUCAGUUAUAACCAUGGUAGGGGUAGCAGAUCUAUGACAGGUGUAAUCCCUGGUGCUGCAGUGGACCUUACUUCUUUUCUUUUGGACAAGAUAAUACUGUGAGUCUCCCUCCUUCCUUCCCUCCAGUUUGUUUGUUGUUGUUGUUUUGUUGUUUGCCCAGCCUCUUCCGUCCCCUUCCUUCUACCCUUCCUACAACUAUCAUAUGCACAGUCUUCUCUCUUUGUGUGUGACUGUUACAAAAUUUCAUUUUUUCACAAUUGAAAUCAGGUGUUUGCUCAAAUGAGGGGAGAUUUUUCUUUUUAAUGCUGACAACUCAGCAGAAUACUUUUCUUUUUAUUGUUUCCCCCACAAACCCAUCAGUCUGGGAGAGCCUUGGGAGUGGAAAUCAUGUGGCCUGGGAUGCUGGUUUCUUUGUAUAUUAUAUAAAACGUAUGUAAAUGUCUCUCCAUUUGGGCUGGGGUUUGCAUUCUCUCCUUGGCUGUUAACCAAGGGGAGAGGCCAGCAGGCAGGCGGCCCUCACCCUGCCUGGCACGUGCAGAGACCCCAGCCACUCUGUGUGGGCAGGGUGCUGUCAAGACCAGACCUCUGGGGGGGAUGGGGGCGGGGGGUGGGGGGAACUCUUGGAAGGGAAGAAGUAUCACUUCUUUCUCAAGUGGAGUGUUUACACCUUGAUGUAACAUUUGAACUUUCACAAGAGAUGUAAUAAUUUUGAUAAUAAAAUUCUUAACCAUAAUAAUCAUAAA
Messenger RNA from Myotis brandtii (Brandt's bat), 7351 nucleotides. It is a transcript of the gene SETD5, whose product is annotated as SET domain containing 5. The record is from RefSeq and is a predicted model, not a curated record. The transcript has 28 exons. The coding region runs from base 826 to 5319 and encodes 1497 amino acids. Gene Ontology annotation, molecular function: protein binding. NCBI's taxonomy places the organism in Eukaryota, Metazoa, Chordata, Mammalia, Chiroptera, Vespertilionidae.